This is a messenger RNA of Candidozyma haemuli, 1476 nucleotides long. RefSeq names its product SAM complex subunit (gene SAM50). Gene Ontology annotation, cellular component: outer membrane; SAM complex. The transcript has a single exon. The coding region runs from base 1 to 1476 and encodes 491 amino acids. Gene Ontology annotation, biological process: protein insertion into mitochondrial outer membrane. The record is from RefSeq and is a predicted model, not a curated record. NCBI's taxonomy places the organism in Eukaryota, Fungi, Ascomycota, Pichiomycetes, Serinales, Metschnikowiaceae.
AUGUCUCUAGAUCAUGAGGAGUCUAUGAUUGAUAGAAUAUCGGUUGGUGCCGAUGAAGAGAAGGAGCUUAAUCUAACAGCAGAAGAAAAAGCGCUCCAAAAGCUCAUGGCGUCCAAACAGCAGAUGAUGAUGGACCAAAGCAGAAGCUACCUCGAGGACCUCUUCAAAGAGAACUCUACCAUUCCAGUGAAAUUGCGUAAUGUCCAAGUCACAAACUCUCAGAACUUUAGAGACUCGUUCUUGCAAACUCAGCUAAGUCCUCUUCUUAAAGGAAACGUCAUGAGUUUGGCUGACUUCUUGGAUGGCCUAGAGCAAGUUCAUAGACUGUUUAUGAAACACGAUGUUCUACAAGAUUCCAUGAUAGGAUUGCAUCAGCUUCCAAAACAGAUAUGGAGUAACAAAACACCACUAACAGUGGAUAUGGUACCUGUGUUUAAUGUUGUACCUCAGAAACGUUUCUUUGCAAAGACAGGAACCAACAUUGGUAACGGUGAAGGUGAUGGGUAUAUCCAAUUCCAGCUCAAGAACCUUUUUGGAGGAGCCGAGAGUCUUGUAUUUGAUGCUAUUACCGGUACGAAGACGCCAUCGUCGUACCUUUUGAACUAUUCGCAGCCAGUUUUCAACCGUGCCGACUACUUAUGGGAUACUCUGGCGUUCAUUAACACAAGAAAGCUCGAGUGGAUACAGAGUAGCGUUCAAACUAAAGGUCUCAUCACAAGAAUCAAUACUCGAUACGAUUCGAAACUCAAUUUUGACGUGGCGUUCGAGAACUCAUGGCGUGCUCUCAGUAAUCACGGCUCCAGGUCGUUGGAGGUGUUGACACAGCUGAAAGACACAUUCAAAUCUUCUGUCACCGUGGGUGCCACUUAUGAUACAAGAAACAAUCGUACUGGGCCAACUUGUGGAAAUCUUGCAAAGCUCGGUAUCGAAUAUAGCGGGUUGUUCGGCUUCAACAAUGUCCGUUUCACCAAAUUUCAAUGGGAGGGCCAGCUGGCUGUUGGUUUAGGAAAAAAUCACUCGCUCAUCUUCACAAACAAGGCUGGUUUGCUUCUCAACGGUAACCAACUGAAAACAAACAUUCUUGACCGUUUCCAUAUUGGAGGUCCAAAUGACGUUCGCUCAUUUCUGCUCAAUGGACUAGGUCCUAAAGACCAGAACUCCUCUGUCGGAGGAGACUGUUUCUUCAACGGUGGUAUCUCCUUGCUAAGUCACAUACCCAAGACUCCAGAGGAUACCAACUUUAAAAUUAUAAACUAUUUAAACUUUGGUAAGUUGGCAUCGCUCAACUCCCAGAACAGUACGAAAGAUUUGCUUACGCUCUUCUCAAAGGGCUAUUCGCUUAGUGCCGGGUUUGGAAUACUAUACAACCAUCCUAUGGCACGCUUUGAGUUGAACUUUGGCUUGCCUAUCCUUGCACACGCAAAUGACCAAAUACGUAAGGGCAUCCAAUACGGCGUGGGUGUAUCUUUCUUGUAA